Messenger RNA from Hibiscus syriacus, 2924 nucleotides. Its product is annotated as F-box/LRR-repeat protein 15-like. Lineage: Eukaryota; Viridiplantae; Streptophyta; Magnoliopsida; Malvales; Malvaceae. Gene Ontology annotation, molecular function: protein binding. The record is from RefSeq and is a predicted model, not a curated record. The transcript is spliced from 16 exons. The coding region runs from base 50 to 2548 and encodes 832 amino acids.
ACAAUGCUUAUCAAUUUCGUCUAAUAAUGGGUUAUUUUAUCACAAUUUCAUGUCGAAUAAUGAGAGUGAUGGCCAUCCUUUUGAUGGAAAAGGUGGGAAUGAGGAGGAAAAUGAAGGUGGUUUGAAAGCUGAAGAUUUUGAGAUUCGAAUGGAUCUAACUGAUGAUUUAUUGCAUAUGGUGUUCUCCUUCUUGGAUCAUCGUAAUCUUUGUAAUGCUGCCAUGAUUUGUAGGCAGUGGCGAUCAGCUAGUGCUCAUGAGAAUUUUUGGAGAUGUUUGAACUUUGAAAACCGGAAUAUAUCUCUUGAACAAUUUGAUGACAUUUGUCAGAGAUAUCCAAAUGCCACUGAAGUGAACCUGAGUGGCACUCCUAGCAUGCACCUUCUUGUUAUGAAAGCUGUCAAUUCAUUACGAAAUCUUGAGGCUUUAACAUUGGGAAAAGGGCUACUAGGGGAUGCCUUUUUCCAUGCAUUGACUGAGUGUAGUAUGUUAAGGAGUUUGGAUGUGAAUGAUGCUAUUCUCGGUGAUGGUGGUCAAGAGAUACCUAUUAACCAUGAUAGGUUAUGUGAUCUGAAAGUAACUAAAUGCCGUGUGAUGCGUAUAUCCAUCAGGUGCCCACUAUUAAAGAGUUUGUCCUUGAAACGUAGUAAUAUGGCACAGGCAGCCCUUAAUUGCCCCCUUUUACAGCUGCUUGAUAUAAGCGCAUGCCACAAACUUACAGAUGCAGCAAUUCGUUCCGCAGUGACUUCUUGCCCUCAAUUAGAGUCUUUAGACAUGUCAAAUUGUUCGUGUGUUAGUGAUGAAACAUUGCAAGAAAUAGCUCGCUCUUGUUCUGUUCUCCAUGUUCUGAAUUCGUCAUAUUGUCCUAACAUAUCUCUUGAGUCUGUAAGACUACCAAUGUUAACGGUUCUUAAGCUUGACAACUGUGAGGGUAUCACUUCGGCUUCAAUGGGUGCAAUAGCAUACAGUUAUAUGUUGGAGGAAUUGGAACUUGAUAAUUGCCACACGUUGACAUCAGUGUCACUGGAUCUUCCUCGUUUGCAGAAAAUUCGACUUGUUCAUUGUCGAAAAUUUUCUGACCUGAAUGUACAAUGUUCCAUGCUAUCAUCAAUAACGGUGUCCAAAUGUGUCGCACUCCAUCGCAUUAACAUCAGUUCAAAUGCACUUCAGAAAUUAGCAUUGCAGAAGCAGGAAAAUUUGACAAUGUUGGCAUUGCAGUGUCGGGAUUUGCAAGAAGUAGAUCUCACAGAUUGUGCAUCUUUGACAAAUUCUAUUUGCAACGUCUUUAGUGAUGGUGGUGGAUGCCCUAUGCUAAAAUCAUUGGUUCUGGAUAAUUGUGAGAUCUUGACAGCAUUGCAGUUCUCCAGUACAUCUUUAGUCAGUCUAUCACUGGUUGGUUGUCGUGCAAUUACUACUCUGGAUCUUGUAUGUCCAUGUCUUGAGAAAAUAUGUUUAGAUGGCUGUGACCGACUGGAAAGAGCUUCAUUUUGUCCUGUGGCUCUUCUGUCACUUAAUCUUGGAAUAUGUCCCAAACUGAACACCCUCGGAAUAGAUGCUCCUUAUAUGGUGUCACUUGAGCUGAAAGGAUGUGGCGUCUUAUCUGAAGCAUCCAUAAACUGUCCUCUAUUGACAUCUCUUGAUGCUUCUUUUUGCAGCCAACUUAAGGAUGAUUGCUUAUCUGCAACCGCUGCUUCCUGCCCUCUGAUCGAGUCUUUAAUAUUGAUGUCAUGCCCAUCCAUUGGUUUUGAGGGUCUUUACUCUUUGCGCUGGCUUCCGAAUUUAACGAUACUUGAUUUGUCAUAUACCUUUUUGACAAAUUUGCAGCCUGUUUUUGAGUCUUGUUUGCAGCUCAAGGUGCUAAAAUUACAAGCUUGCAAAUAUCUAUCUGACUCAUCAUUGGAGCCUCUUUACAAGGAAGGUGCUCUACGAGAACUUCAGGAUUUGGAUUUGUCAUAUGGUACCCUGUGCCAAACUGCCGUAGAGGAGCUUCUUGCUUCUUGCACAUACCUUACCCAUUUGAGCUUGAAUGGAUGUACACAUAUGCAUGACCUGAAUUGGGGUUCUACUGCUAGCCGAUUUGAGUUCCGUGGUGUACGUGAUGGAUCUAGCAUGUUCUCUUUUGAGAACAUCGAUGAACAAGUCAAGCAAGGGAACCGCUUACUGCAGAACCUGAACUGUGUAGGCUGUCCCAAUAUUAGGAAAGUGCUCAUCCCGCCAGCAGCUCGUUGUUUCCAUAUGUCAUCCCUAAAUCUUUCUUUGUCAGCCAAUUUAAAGGAAGCUGAUCUUGUUUGUUUCAGUUUGACUUUUCUUAAUCUAAGCAAUUGUUGUUCUUUGGAAGUUUUGAAGCUCAGUUGUCCUAGACUGACUAGUCUCUUUCUUCAGUCUUGCAACAUUGAGGAAGAAGCUGUUGAAGUUGCUAUAUCACGGUGUGGCAUGCUGGAGACUUUGGAUGUUCGUUUUUGUCCGAAGAUUUACUCGACGAGUACGGGAACAUUUCGUGCUGUUUGCCCCAGCUUGAGGCGUAUUUAUAAUAGUUUGUCACCUGCAUGAUGUGAAUGCGGUCCGAGAAUUUCGAUUUCACUUUGGAAGCGGAUAUCACAGCAGCAACAGCUUGAUAUUUUCUGAUGAUUGCCUCUGUGUGUAAAUAAAUAAUCAUUCACCAUUGCUCCAUGUCUCCUUUUCGGAUAUAUUUACGUGUGCAUGUACGUGUAUGGACUUAUUGAUUUUUUUCCUAUUGACAGAAGGAACUGCAACGGGGGAGGUGGGAGCCGCCCCCAUUUAAACCCUAAAAUUACAUUAGGGUAGUAUACUGUAACAGUGGUCUCUAUGCCUCUAUAUUUGAUUGUGUUAAUUUAAACUCAAAUUUGUAGGCUGUCAUACAUUUAUGUAAUUCUUUUUUCUUCUUGGGUGAACUACGCAUUUAGUA